UUGAAGGGAGCUGUCUAGUUUGAGCCGUAGCGGCGGCCGUCGUGGUGGCGGUGGUGCCUUUUUGAUAGUUGUAUAUAGGAGGACUCUAAUGGAGACUGUCUAGACGUAUUACAUACUACGCUACCUUGAGUGAUUCGCCUAAGGACUAAAAGGAAGGAAGUUGACAGCCGGCAAAGUUUAAUGCUCCACUUAGAAUGGAUGAAACAAUCAUGGAAGUGGAGGUUGCGGAGAAGCGGCAAUGUACAAGUACUAGCAGUAGUUGGCAGCUCAAAAGGGGUCCCUAUUUGGGAGAAGUCUCGGCCCUCUGUUUUCUCCACCUUCCCUCCACCAACGCCGCCCACCUUUCUCCUCCUCUUCCUUUACUUUUAGCUGGUACUGGUUCCGAAAUCCUUGUUUAUGACUUGUCCUCUGCACACAUCCUUGCAUCUUUCCAAGUCUUCGACGGCACUCGCGUCCACGGUAUAACUUUGGACCCCCACCACAACCCCAAUCACUCCCAUGAUGCUUUCUUCAACCUUGCUGUCUAUGGGGAGAGAAGAGUCAAAUUCUACAGCUUGCAAAUCACCAAUGCCCGACUUCCUCAACUACAUAAACAACCUCCUCCUCGUCCUCCUGCUGCUGCUGCUUCUUCUUGUCAUCUGCAACCAACUCUCCUUCAUUCCCUCCCUAAAUUCGCCCACUGGGUUCUCGAUGUUUGCUUCUUGAACAAGAAUGCUGCUACUUCCUCAAAUCAAGGGGGCUAUUGGCUUGCCAUUGGUUGCACUGACAACUCUGUAUGGUUUUGGGACAUUUUCGCCUACACUCUUGUUUCCCAAGUUACGUGCCCAGAUAGAUGUUUGUUGUACUCAAUGCGGAUGUGGGGCAGUGAUGUUGAAUCUUUGCGUGUUGCUUCUGGUACCAUUUAUAACGAGAUUAUUGUGUGGAAGUUGGACUUUCAGAAUCAUUCUCCAGUUGUAAGUAGUCCUGCAGAAGACCAGACACAUUCUGUGAUGGACAAGGGUGUCCAGAUUUGUGGUCAGCUAUAUCAAGCUGUUAAUAUAUGCAGACUGACUGGGCAUGAAGGUUCAAUUUUUCGCAUUGCUUGGCUGCCUGGUGGAUCAAAAUUGUUGUCUGUCUCAGAUGAUCGUAGUGCUCGUGUUUGGUUAGUUAAUGACAGAGGAGAUGGUUUCUGUGGUGCUCAGGAAGUUGCAGAUUAUUUUGUUGGUCUUGUCUUAUUUGGUCACAGUGCUCGAGUGUGGGACUGCUGUAUAUUCGACAAUUUGAUUGUCACUGCUGGUGAGGAUUGUACAUGUCGUGUCUGGGGACCGGAUGGUAUACAACUUAAAGUAAUCAAGGAACACAUUGGAAGAGGAGUGUGGCGAUGCUUGUAUGAUCCAAUCUCUUCACUUAUUAUUACUGCCGGAUUUGAUUCUUCAUUAAAGGUUUAUCAGAUGCAUGCAUCUUCUUCUGAGAGUCCAAAGGGACGCACCUGUUGCCGAGAAGAUUUCAUUGACAGAAAGGAGCUCUUUUCUUUUCUUGUUCCCAACUCUUCAGGACAUAUUGGUCUUAUGGACAGCAAAAGUGAAUAUGUGCGUUGUUUGCAUUUCUCUCGUGAAGACUCCCUUUAUGUUGCCACUAACAAUGGUUAUUUGCAUCAUAUACUAUUUAAUACUGGGGAGGUAAAAUGGACUGAACUUGUCAGUGGCGAUGAGGGGGCACCAAUAAUAUGUAUGGACUUGUUAUCCAAUAGGUCCAGCCUUCAUGGUGGUGUUGAAGAUUGGGUUGCUGUAGGAAAUGGUAAAGGAAGCAUGAGGAUUGUUCAUGUUGUUGGUGAUAUCAGGAGUCCCAAAGUUGAGCAUACUUUUGUUUGGUCUGCCGAGAUAGAGAGACAACUCUUGGGAACUUAUUGGUGCAAAUCAUUAGGCUUCAGGUUCAUCUUCACUGCUGAUCCCAGUGGAACAUUAAAGCUAUGGAGGCUCUGUGAUAGCUUCUCCUCAAUCUCUCACAGCAUUAAAAGAACUGAGAAUGCGUGCUUAAUAGCAACAUACAUUUCAUGCUUUUGUUCACGGAUAAUGUGUCUGGAUGCCUCUUCUGAGGAUGAGGUGCUAGUUUGUGGGGACAUCCGUGGUAAUAUCUUAUUAUAUCCUUUAUCGAAGAGCACAUUAUUUGGCCCAUCUGUUUCUUCAGAAGCAAAAAAAUCGCCCAUGAGUUACUUCAAAGGAGCUCAUGGAAUAUCAACUGUGUGCAGCAUCUCAAUUACUACUAAUUCUGGCCAAGUUGAUAUUUGUACGACUGGACAAGAUGGGUGCAUAUGCUACUUGGAAUACGACAAAACUUUCCUUGGUUUGGAAUUUAUAGGGAUGAAAUCACUGAAAGAAUUAAGUGCAGUCCGAUCUGUCUCCAAGAGUGGUAAUUCUAAUCAUCAUCUGGAGGGGGAGGACUAUGCAAUAGGUUUUGCAUCAUCAGAUUUUAUUAUAUGGAACUUAACAGCUCAGACAAAGGUUGUAAAAGUUGCAUGUGGGGGAUGGCGCCGUCCUCAUUCAUAUUAUAUUGGUGACAUUCCCGAGACAAACAAUUGCUUUGCAUUUGUAAAGAAUGAUAUGAUCUGUAUACAUAGACACUGGGUGCCUCAGAAUGAGAGUGAAUUGUAUCCUCGAAAUCUGCAUUUACAGUUUCAUGGGAGGGAAAUACAUUCUGUGUGCUUUAUUGCUGGAGAGUCAGAUUAUGGGUCAGAUAUAAGGAGCGGAAUGUUAUCCACAACUGAUUGGAUUGCUACCGGUUGCGAAGAUGGAACUGUGCGAUUGACUAGGUAUGAGCCAGGUUUCAAGAAUUGGUCAACUUCAAAACUGCUCGGUGAACAUGUUGGUGGAUCAGCUGUGAGGUCACUAUGUUGCGUCUCAAGGACGCAUAAAAUUUUGCUUGAUUUGACUAACAUGCCUAUUAAGGAACUUAGGCUAGAUGAGGCAGUAGAAGAUCCAGAAGAUCCAUGUUUAUUAAUUUCAGUUGGUGCAAAAAGAGUUCUAACAGUUUGGAAACGAAAAUCUAGGACAAGAAACAAGAGAGAAGCCUUGUGUGGCGAGCCAGAAAAUAGAGAUGAGAAUGGAUUGCAUGGUUCAUCACCAUCUGCAAUAUCAUCUCUUUCAUUUCAUUGGCUUUCCACUGAUAUGCCAACAAAAGAUAGAAAUCAUGAAAGAAAGCAAAACAUAGAAAAUGUUAAAGAAUCUACUCGAAAUGCUUGUAUUACAAGCAAAAUUGCAACAUCUGGUGCAUUGAACUUUUAUAAUCAUGGGAAGAGGGCUUCAGUAGGUGGCAUUGGAGAUAAAUCUGAGGAUGAUUGGAGGUACCUUGCAGUUACAGCAUUUCUUGUUAAAGUUGCUGACUCCAGGAUUUCUGUCUGUUUCGUCGUGGUGGCUUCUUCAGAUGCCACAGUUACGUUACGAGCUCUAUUAUUACCUUGUCGAAUUUGGUUCGACGUUGUUAUACUAAGUACCUUGUCACCAGUUUUAGCUUUGCAGCACAUCAUAGUCUCUAAAAAUCUGCCAUUUGAUGACAACCGUUUCAUUGGAAGUCUGUAUAUGGUAAUAAGUGGAUCUACUGAUGGAAGUAUCGCCUUCUGGGAUUUGACUAAAGAUGUUGAAGAUUUUAUGCACCAGGUAUCAUCCCUGCAAAUAAAAGACUACAUUGAUUGCCAGAGAAGGCCACGCACUGGUAGAGGAAGCCAAGGUGGACGAUGGUGGCGGGGCUUAGGCAGUCAUGUUUUGAAGAAGAAACCUGGUGAUGAGCACAUUUUGGGAAGUCGGAUUCAAAAGGGGAAGAAUGACAAUGGUUCUCUCUCUGUUAGAACUACAGAAAAGUCCGAGGAAAACAUGGGAAAUGAUGCUGAAUAUGGAACAUCUGAAAUGCCCUAUUCCGAACAACAUACACGUGCUCGGAUUCAAAAGGGGAAGAAUGACAAUGGUUCUCUCUCUGUUAGAACUACAGAAAAAUCUGAGGAAAACAUGGAAAAUGAUGCUGUAUAUGGAACAUCUGAAAUGCCCUAUUCCGAACAACAUACACGUGCUCACUUUCAAGUUAGGGAUUGUGCUUUUGUUUCAGAAGAAAAAAAUUUUGACUCACCGAGAGGAAUACGUAAAGUAUUGCCACUACAUGUUUUGUAUAAUGCUCAUCAAUCUGGGGUCAAUUGUCUCUAUGUUUCAAAUAAAAAAAGUAUGGGAAUUUCUGGAAAUAGAUAUACGUACUAUGUUUUGAGUGGGGGUGAUGACCAAGCACUUAAUUGUGUUGUAUUUGAUUUGACAUUAAAAACCAAGUCCGAGACUUGUCAGGAUUCGUAUGAGACACAGAGCAGCACUCUGCCAGAGAUUGUCGAAUACUGCAACACUUGUCAAAUUCAGAACUCUUUGAUCAGAUUUCUUUCAGUUGAAAAAAUUGAGUCUGCUCACUGCUCUGCUGUGAAAGGUGUUUGGACAGAUGGAAUUUGGGUGUUUUCCACUGGUCUUGAUCAGCGCGUCAGGUGUUGGAUUCUUGACCAGCAUUUUAAAUUAGUUGAACAUGGUCAUAUAAUUGUAAGUGUGCCAGAGCCUGAGGCUAUUGAUGCCCAAGCCUGUGGCAGGAACUACUAUCAAAUUACAGUAGCUGGGAGAGGGAUGCAAAUGGUUGAGUUCUUUGCCUCUUCUUGACACAGAUGGUGUGUUUCACAUGUAAUUACUAAUGACUGCCAUGCCUUUGAACCACAAGUUGCGGGGAUAAUUGGAGGCAAUACUUGUGCAACAGAGUCCACAAUCACAGGAAAAGGAAAACUCAGCAGCAAUGCUGUUAUUCUGCUAGAGCAACUUCCAAGAGUAGAUUGAGUUGAGUGUCGGUUUGCUUUCAAAUAACAUUUUGUUUCUGACAAUGCAGCAGACCACCUCGAAAAGUUACGCAGAAGAGCACGAAAUAAUAGUCUGCAGUUGGAUAGACGCAUUGGUGACCGUAUGUAUUGAUGUUUCUAGGAGUUGACAGAUGAUGCUAGUCAAGGUUUUACGAAUCGAAAUUCAAGAUUGAGGAGGUCCUCGAGAAGAUGACGAGAUCUGUUUGUUUGUUUUUCCCCCUAAACCCUAAAAAAAAUUGAGUAGGAGAGAAUAUUACAACAGUAUGUUCUCUGCUUUUGUAUUUAUCAUAACAUCAUAGUAUAUGAUGUUGAUGUAUUGGCCCGCACAUCUACUAUCAAAGGGGGAGUUACUCGGAUGAACAGAAGUCGUCGUGUGGCACAAGGAUUGCCUAUUGUGUGUGGUAUGUGGAAACUGUCAUCGACUACAGCAGGUUAUGUUAAGACAGGAUUGAAUCCUCGUUUCAUUCACUGCGUAACUUAUGCUGCUAGCCACUGAUUUAAUGAAUUGAAUUCUACGCUCAAAACGCCCCAUUUGCAGAAAUUUUUUAGAAUUCAUCAUCAUUUUGGAAA
This is a messenger RNA of Coffea eugenioides, 5416 nucleotides long. RefSeq lists its product as uncharacterized. The transcript has 21 exons. Gene Ontology annotation, molecular function: protein binding. The coding region runs from base 195 to 4655 and encodes 1486 amino acids. Gene Ontology annotation, biological process: tRNA methylation. The record is from RefSeq and is a predicted model, not a curated record. Gene Ontology annotation, cellular component: cytoplasm. Lineage: Eukaryota; Viridiplantae; Streptophyta; Magnoliopsida; Gentianales; Rubiaceae.